Messenger RNA from Solanum pennellii, 933 nucleotides. RefSeq lists its product as uncharacterized. Bases 349 to 933 code for a protein of 194 amino acids. Lineage: Eukaryota; Viridiplantae; Streptophyta; Magnoliopsida; Solanales; Solanaceae. The transcript is spliced from 4 exons. Gene Ontology annotation, molecular function: nucleic acid binding; zinc ion binding. The record is from RefSeq and is a predicted model, not a curated record.
CGUGCAUUAUCCAGGUAUGCCACCCAACUUUGUUUCAGUCCACAAGAACGGAUCCUCCGUUCUGUGAAGGGGUUGAGGUCAGAAUUGCGGAUUUCAGCCUUACAGAUACCGGCAACGGCAACAUCCUUCCAAGAGGUGGUAGACUUUGUGAUAGAGGUGGAAGGAGUGAAACCAGAUGACUUCACCACGACAUCGACAUCAAAAAGGUUUCGAAGGGAAGGUGAGUUUAAUGGUUCUUACUCUAGAGGACAGAGCUCCGGAGGUCACUCAGUUCGACCAAUUCAGUCUUCACUACAGACUGUAGUUCGGGGUCCACCUCAGACCGGUCAACACUUCUCUGAGAGGCCGAUGCGUGAACCCAGAGAAUGUUACGGAUGUGGGGAGAUUGGACACAUUCAGAGGUAUUGUCCAAACCAGAGUUACAGAACCCCACUAGCUAGAGGUAGAGGUGGUCAUGGUAGAGGCCGUUAUUCUGGAGGGCGUGGUGGUCGAGGUAAUGGUGGUCACCAAAACGGCAGAGUUGAAGGGCAAAAUGGAGCCACCACUACGCAACAUGGUAGGGGCAACGGACAGACAAAUAAUGGGACCCAUUGUUACGCCUUCCCUGGGAGAUCUGAAGCGGAGGCGUCUGAUGCUGUUAUCACAGGUAAUCUUUUGGUUUGUGAUUUCAUGGCGUCUGUAUUAUUUGACCCUGGCUCCACGUUUUCAUAUGUGGAAGAGGACGGCCGUGAGCUGUUAAUUGAUCCUGUUGUUUGUUUUGACAACCCAAAAAGGGAUUCAGGAGAAAGAGGUAUCAACACCACUCCUGCCCCUGCUCCAUCUCGGCGUGCAGAUCCACCAAAGAACUAUGUCCAUGUCGACAACUCUUCAGUAAAAAAAGCAUAUUCAUCAGGUAACUCAUUUAAAGAUUACCAUUUUCCGGGAAGAGGGUGA